AAGAGAAGGAGCGUGGGGGUGGAGUGAGUGAGUGUGUGUGGAUGAGACGCGAGACGGAGGCCCUUGCUACGGCUGCUACUCGCGUGUUGCAUCAGGCGGAAGUCAGCUUCGGUGGUGGGACACGUGCGUUCUUGCAGAGGAUCGAAAAAAACAAGUGAAACCGCCAACGUCCAACGCAGCCCACGUACGCGGCAGCUCUAGGGCGCGGCACUUGGGCGACCAAGAAGAGCGCGCGAAGGAACGGUCCGAGAGACGUACGGCUUCCUUCCGACCGACGGCGCCGUCCCCAGACACCUCGCCGACCAUGAGCGGCGCCAUGCAGACCGUGGAGCGCUUCGCCCGCAGCCUGUCCCGCCGCAAAUCCGGCGCCAUGGACGCCGACGGCACGGAGGACUCUCAACUCUCCCGCUGCCUCACCACCCUGGACCUGGUGGUGCUCGGCGUAGGCAGCACGCUCGGCGCCGGCGUGUACGUGCUGGCCGGCGCCGUCGCCCGAGACGACGCGGGCCCGGCCAUCGUCCUCUCCUUCCUGGUGGCGGCCGUGGCGUCGGUGCUCGCCGGGCUUUGCUACGCCGAGUUUGGGGCUCGCGUGCCCAAGACGGGCUCGGCGUACCUCUACAGCUACGUCGCCGUGGGGGAGCUGUGCGCGUUCGUCACCGGGUGGACGCUCAUUCUCUCCUACGUGAUCGGAGCGUCCAGUGUCGCGCGGGCCUGGAGUGCCAACUUCGACGGGAUUCUGGGGAAUCCCAUCUCUCACUUCUUAACGGAGCACAUGUCCAUGGGGCUGCCAGGCCUUGCCAAAUACCCCGACAUCUUCGCCGCCUUCAUCAUUAUCAUAAUAACAGGCGUGCUCUGCGUUGGCGUGCGCGAGUCGGCGCUCUUCAGCAAGAUCUUCACGGCGAUCAACGUCGUCGUGCUCUGCGCCGUGAUGCUGGGCGGCGCCGUCAAGGGCAAGGCGGGGAACUGGGCCAUCGAGCAGGAGGAGCUGGACAACUUCACGUCCAGCAGCAACGCGACGGUGACCGGGACUUACGGCUCGGGGGGGUUCGCCCCGUACGGCGUGACCGGCGUCCUCACCGGCGCCGCCACCUGCUUCUACGCCUUCGUCGGCUUCGACUGCAUCGCCACCACCGGCGAGGAGGUGAAGAACCCUCAGCGGGCCAUCCCCAUCAGCAUCGUCGCCUCGCUGCUCAUCUGCUUCGUGGCCUACUUUGGCGUGUCGGCCGCCCUCACGCUCAUGAUGCCCUACUAUCUGCUGGACGAGGCCAGCCCCCUGCCCGUGGCCUUCGAGUACGUGGGCUGGGGCCCCGCCAAGUACAUGGUGGCCAUCGGGGCGCUGUGCGCGCUCACCUCGAGUUUGCUCGGAAGCAUCUUCCCCAUGCCUCGCAUCAUCUACGCCAUGGCGGAGGACGGCCUGCUGUUCCGCUGGCUGGCGCGCGUCCACAAGCGCUUCAAGACUCCCAUCCUCGCGACGAUCACUUCGGGCUCCGUGGCAGCGGUGAUGGCGUUCCUGUUUGACCUCAUCGCCCUGGUGGACCUCAUGUCUAUCGGAACGCUGCUCUCAUACUCUCUGGUGGCUGCCUGCGUGCUCAUCCUGCGUUACCAACCGGAGCCGGACUGGAAGGACUCACCGGACUUUGAAUUCGUGCCUGGGGGUGCCGGCUCGGAGGAGCAGGACAAGCCGCAGUGGGGGCCCAUGCUGCUGAUACAGCCUCGGUCGCGGCUUCCCAACAAGCAAUCGACCGUCAUCGUGAACGUGUGUGUCGGCCUCAUCGCGUUACUCUGCGUGGUCCUCACCAUGUUCAUGGUGCACGGAGCCUCGGCCCUGGCCGAGCAGGCCACCUGGGUCAUCGCCAUGGUCGUCAUCUUUGCCACCGCCCUCGUCGCGGUCACCGUCGUCGUCUGGAGGCAGCCGCAGAGUCAGACGAAGGUCUCCUUCAUGGUGCCCUUGCUGCCCGUGCUGCCCGUUGUCAGCAUCUUCGUGAACACCUACCUCAUGGUGCUGCUGGACCUCAUGACCUGGAUUCGGUUUGCAGCCUGGAUGACCAUCGGUUUUCUGAUCUACUUCUUCUACGGACUGAAGCACAGCAGCGAGGCCAAGAAGUACGCCCCUUCCGCGGGCAACGGCGGCCAGUCGCCGUUGCGGUCGAUGCAGCCGCUCAACGCGGCCAAGGCCGAUGAGGACAGCUCGGGUUGACCCCCCACCACCACCGCCGCCAAUCCCCGCUGGCGGUUCGCUCGCUCACCGGCUCGCGAGUUAGCUGGUUAUCGAGUUAGUUAGCUGGUUAGCGAGUUGGCUUGCCCCCCCCCCCCCCCAACCGAUGGCUUGCUCCCGUCGGUGCAUUCGAUAUGACCAGAGAGAUGCGGACGGGGGCUGUGCGUCGGUACCACCUCUUUCUCCCCCCCCCCGCCCGGUGCCCCUUUCACACGCUCGUGCCACUUCCACCGUCGCUGGCCUUACGAGCCGAGCGUUUUCCUAGCGCGCAAGUUUUUUGUUUCGUUAGCGUCGCGUCCUUCUGCUGUGUCCUUUGUUUGUUUGACGCACGUGUUUCAAAAGUUUACUACACUUUGUACCGCGGCGAUGCUCGCGAAGCGCGUGGAAACGACUUGCGACCCUUUCACGACGCCGUUGUCCCGUUACCGUAAUUAUUGUCUUUUUUUGGGGGGGGGACUUAGGAUGGCUCAACGCACGUGUACACCCAAUGCACGCAUUAGGACGCCUCCACUUAACCAGUCCUUGGCGACGUUGAAAGACGGUCGUCGAUAAAAAUGUCCGCACCACUUCCGUGCACAUUUCGAGAGCUGUCGGCACCUGACGACGAUGUUGAAUCUCCCGUGACAAAAAAUAACAACGGAAACCGAUUUCUUGGUUCUUUCGGUAAAGUCACGUAGAUAGAAAAUAAAAUAAAAAUAUUUUUUUUUAUAAAUUGAAAAAUAAAUGAAAAUGUAAAUUAUUUGUAUUUUAAUUUAUUUUUAAUUUGUAUUAUUUUAAUUCAUUUUUAAAUUUUAUUUUUUAUUUUCUAUCUACGUGACUUUACCGAAAAGAACCAAUAAUAUUAAUUCCUGCAGUCACGAAAGUUGAAAGUCAAAAUUUUACGGAAACCAAACGAAGAACAUUGCUGCGUCACUCUCGCCAAAGAAGCAUUUCCUUCCGGGGGGCCAGUUUGACCCGGACCCUCAAAUCGACGUCCGUCUCUCUCUCGCUUCUCAAGACUUCACAUUCCCACUUGACGCGCGUAGCCUGCCUGCCUGCGCUUCCUCGCCGCCGCAAUGAGGGGGGGCGGCGAGGGGGGGGGGGGGAUAGCCCUGAUCCCGACGAUUACAAAGGGGAUCUCUGCACCCGCGCACCGCACGAGAGAUGAUUCCGAGCUUCCGUCGCGCUCCGGAAUAGCCUGGUUCGCUCGCUCGCUCGCUCGGAAACGACCUCGGGCUGCCGGGGAGCCAUUACGCAGCCUUGACGCUCUGCGCACAGCUUCCGUGGUGCCUAGGAGAUGUUGACUACCUCGCAUGGUAUACAGGAGGGCGCUGGGUUCGAGCCCGACACCUCUGACGCCUGCGGUAUAUUUAGAGUUUGCGUGUCUCUCUCCACCGUGGCCGCGCGUAUUUUUCUCCGGGUCCUCUGUUUUUUUUUUUCCUCCCCCCCCCCCCCCCACAUUUAGAAUCGGCGUCACGCGUUUACAGUAUUUGGUGUUUCGCUGAUAUGCUUUUCCACGUGAAUAAGCCACUUUUGUUGAGUUGAUGCUUGUGGCCAGGCCGCUUCUGAAAAAAAGAGCUACAUCGCUCGGUAGUAAAAAUAAAAAAAAAUAGUUUAUUAGUUUUUGUACUCGUCAUCCUAGGAUCAUGGAGGUGUGGCGGUGGCGGGAGGGGGGGGACAAGCAGUGGCGAAGGGAAAAAAACAAAUACCUUGCAUGAAGUCUAGGGUUAGCGUGCGACGCAUCAGAGCAGAAACCGAAUAAGCGGAUGUCUCCGGCCGAACCGUUUGACUCAUCGGUGAAUGAAAACGCAGCAACCGGUAUUUUGUUCCGUUCGUCCGCUUGGCCCGUCGUCUUUUUCGUCGCCGAGAAAAAGUCCUCGCGAAUUUUUCCUUCGACGUGCACUCACGGCAUUCUAAUCCCCCUCUUGCCGAGUCCCACCAUUCCUGGGGUUGUCCUCUGCCCCCUACACAGCGAGGUGGACUCUUCAUUAUCCUCGGCCUCCACAAACGCCCACACUUUUCUCUCUCGUCACUCGGAGCGCAAGUAGUCGCGUUGUAUUUUUUCGAUUUAAAGCUUUCGUGACUGCAGGGAUUCGUAUUAUUGGUUCUUUCGGUAAAGUCGCGUAGAAGGGAAAUAAUAAAAUAAUAAAAAUAAAACCUAAUAUAAAAAAAUUCUCACGACGUUUCGGCCACAAUGCAAGCAGCCAUCCUCGGGUGAAGAUUUUUUUUAUUUCUUUUUUAUUAUAUUCUGUUUUAUUUUUAUCAUUUUAUUAUUUCCCUUCUACGUGACUUUACCGAAAGAACCAAGAAUGUAGUCGCGUUGUGCACAAACGUGCACGCGUGGAAAGGCUAAAUACGCACGCGCUUUUAGGCACCCAAAGGCAGAGAUCCCCCGUGUAGCCUCGGCAAACUGUUGGGGCAAGUAGUGUUAGCGAGCACCUGCUCGCAGACGAGGUGGAGAUGGUGACACUGGCAUUCCAAGCGACACAAAAGUGCGUGGCACCAAAUUCACAACCUACCCGCCUGUAUCUCGACAAUCGGCAGUGGGGCGUACUUUAUAUCUGCUGCAGACAAUCCAUGAUGGGGGGGGGGUUCUGGAUUGGUUCGUAGACAUCGCUGAGCUUUUGUGACGACAUUGAACGCAUUUUCUAGAAAUGCGACCUGCGCAUUAGCCAAAAAUGCGUUCCGUUCUCGAACAACGUUAAUACAAUCCUUACCCAGCGUCCGAAUAUAUUACAACUUUGCUGAAUGCUUGCUUUUUUUACAUCUACCAACUGCACACGGCGUGUGUGUUUUCUUUCAUUUUAAUCACUCGAGUGCCAUUUCACGCCGGACUUUGUGUUCGGUAUGAAUGUUAGAAAAACUAAUUAAGAAAUAUACAACUCUACCCAAGGUCGGAUCAAGGCGCGGGGGGGGGGGGGGGGGUUCAGGGGCUGCAUCUCCCUGUCAGCUGGAGGGCCUUCAGAGAUUAAGUGAAAAGUUAAUUUCACUUGAGAAUGCAGAAUUUUAUUUGUUGUUAGCCUUGUAAAAAAAUACAUUUUAUUUUUCUUUUAACUUUAGUUUUCCUUUUAAAAAUGUUACGGGGGGGGGGGGGGGGCGUCCUCACAGUAUCUAUAGCCCAGGGGCCUACAAAAUGUUAAUCCAGGCCCUGGGUCUACCACUGCUAGACUAGCCGACACGUUUGCACUUUUAGGAUAAAACCCAGGGAAAAAAAAAUUUGGGUUUCGGUUUUUUCCCAAAAGUAAGACGUCCCAAGGAAUGACGCCACUUAACCAUUUCUCAUUCUGAUGACGUACGUGCGUGUACGUCAUCGGAAUGUGUAUGUCAUGGGAAUGUGUACAUCAUCGGAAUGGAAUCGAAAGUAGAAGGCCAUGCAGGAGGGGGACGUGUGGCACAGAUUGGCGCCAGCUAUCGCAGCAUGCAGCGAUCGUGUUGCUGCCAUUCUCUGCGGUGAGUAACAAUGUCUUUAAAAAAAAAUUAACGCGUAAAAACAAAGUUUUUCACUAUAAAUCCUUUAUAUGCGUGGCGGCUAGAGUCCUCUCGUCGUCUGGCUUGAGAUGGCUGCCACCUAUGGGUCAGAUGAUUGCCUGCCACCAUUAAGCAAUUGGUAAUUAAAUAUAAUAUAUUUUUUCCUAAAAAGUGUAAAAUUUUGGAAAAAACUUUUCACGAACAUUAAUUGUCUCGCACAACGAGUCUGUGUGCAAAAUGUCAGCUCGAUUGGAUCACGGGAAGUGGGUUUAAAAACGACUGAAAGAUUUGCACGGUCGUAAGCGCGCAAGCAAGCAAGCAAGUGAACUUAAUAUAAAGGAUUUAAAAACAACGGCGAUACUACGCCUCUCCAAAUAAAAUCACGUGGACACCCGCCGCCCAUCCACCCACCCUGCAACUUGCAGCGACGUCUCGGAACGUGAAAGGGUUACACUGCAUCGGGUCAGCGAUGUUCCUGCCGCCAGGUCCGCGUCUCGCGACAAUGCGAGCGAGACACGCUUGUGGGCACGAUGGGCACGCACUUUCAUGAUCGCACGACGUAGGCAGUCCGUAACCUCCCCCCCCCCCCCUCCCAAAUAUCUUACAUUGUUCUUAAAACGUUGUCCUUAAAACGUACAAAAUCCAAAUCUAAUUUCAGGCCCUUUCUGAUUUAGAGAUACAAACAAAUGGCACAUCGGUCACGCUGGUUUUACUCGACGCUUUCUGAUCGUUUUAUUUCAAAAAGAAAUCGCGUUCGGAACCGUAGCCACACUAUCCGUGACCUUUCAAAUCUGGCGACGAUUUCCAGGGUGGGUGACAGCUCCCGGCUCUCUCUCGUGCUCUCUGGUCAUGUUCGAAGCGACAAGGGUAAAAAGUCAACUUUUUUUGUGUUGCCCCUAGGCGCUCUCACACACACACACCCACACAUCCGAUGGGCCCUACGAACCAGCGAGUUUUCACCGCAUGAGUUAAGUGAAUGGUUUCACAGUCGUCGCCACUUCUUGAAGUACCACUUCCGCUAGAGGGCAAUAAUAAAAAAAACCAAGUCGCCCUCUUCACGAACGACUCGCACUUACAAUCUUACAAUUGAGCCAUCUUAGGUAACCAAUUGUUUGAAGGAGAGAUUUGUUGUUGUUUACAUACUACGGAAAUGUGUAAGCCUGGAUGCUUUAAUUUAUUUUCCAAAUUCUGGAACUGCCUUUGGGACUCGUACAAUGUUUUUAAGUCGAAUCAUUGUCGCUGUCCCGCGGUAAUGCAGCUAUUUAAAGGCUCUGUGUAAACAUAUUUCAUCUCAUUGUACGUGAGGUUUGGUUGGCGGUGGUGCCUUGCUAAUUUUUUUUUCAAACAGUUUGGCACACUUUUGAUUUUAUUUUUACCUUGGGACGUUUGCAGCGGUGCGAUUUUAUGUUUUUUUUUGUUAGGUCCGUGCGUAGAAGUAGAAUUUCUACCCGUGUUUUUGCCUCUCGAGCCUCGUAUUACAGGGGCCACCGAGCAAAAAAAACCCUCUUCAAAGACCGCCACAGCCUUCAAACGGCACACCAGCUGUUCUUAACCUCUCAAUCGUAAACCAAAAAAAGUAUAUUCUUGGUUCUUUCGGUAAAGUCACGUAGAAGGGAAAUAAUAAAGAAUAAAAAUAUAAAACAAUAAAAUUCUCACGACGUUUCGACUGCAACACAAGCAAUCAUCAUCAGGUGUGAAAUCCACAGCAAGAAAAUAAAAAAAGUGGCGGUUUUUUCUUAAGAAAAAAAACGAAAAUUUGAAAGAACCAAAAAUAUGAAUCCCUGCAGUCACGAAAGCUUUAAAUCUAAAAAUCUAAAAAAGUAUGUUAAUAAAUAUGUAAUAAAAGGACUCGAACACUU
This is a messenger RNA of Lethenteron reissneri (Far Eastern brook lamprey), 7521 nucleotides long. RefSeq names its product cationic amino acid transporter 2-like. Gene Ontology annotation, molecular function: L-ornithine transmembrane transporter activity; L-arginine transmembrane transporter activity; L-lysine transmembrane transporter activity. The record is from RefSeq and is a predicted model, not a curated record. Lineage: Eukaryota; Metazoa; Chordata; Hyperoartia; Petromyzontiformes; Petromyzontidae. Gene Ontology annotation, biological process: L-arginine import across plasma membrane; L-ornithine transmembrane transport. Gene Ontology annotation, cellular component: plasma membrane.